Messenger RNA from Nasonia vitripennis (jewel wasp), 1837 nucleotides. RefSeq lists its product as uncharacterized. Bases 281 to 1606 code for a protein of 441 amino acids. The transcript has 2 exons. NCBI's taxonomy places the organism in Eukaryota, Metazoa, Arthropoda, Insecta, Hymenoptera, Pteromalidae. The record is from RefSeq and is a predicted model, not a curated record.
GCCGCGCUGCGCUACGCGAUUAGAUACUCAAUGGUUCUUUUGUUUUGAAAAAAUGUACAGCGACUAACCUGAUUUAUGUAUCAGUACAGACUUAGAAUUAUUUGCAUGUUUCAUGUAACAUAUUACUUCAAUCAUUACGUAUUGCUAAGUCGAAUUAGGUAAGCAUCAAAAUAAAUAAUGUAGUAAACUCGAAAUCUAUCCUAAAAAGAAUGUUGAUAUUAAUUUUUGCUAUGAUUUACAUGAGAUGAUUUUUGUUAUAGAAACUUAAACUUAAUUUAUUAUGGAAGUAGUUAUACGCUUCGAAGAAUUUCCAGAUGUUCAUUGCCCUAUCGAAGAUGGAUAUAUUUCUAUGGCAUAUUUACAUAUGUACCCACAACCAUUUAUUCUUGUUUACGGAGAAAAUAAACAGCUUGCUAUACAGGAAACAAAAGGUUUUAAAGUAGUCGAAGGGGUAUUGGAAUAUAAAGUUGUUUCCUUAAAAAAUGAAAGUAUGGAAGUGAAUAGUUUCAUCGAAUUAAUUCUGCAGUACUUUUUUAAAAGGUACACGUACGAAGAAAUAUGUCUAUUGCUUAAACAAGAAAACAACAUUUCAAUUACUGUACGAAAUUUGCGAAAAAUUCUGAAACAUCUUAAGUUGAAAAGAAAGAAUAUUGUCGAAAGCCCAAAAGAAGUUAUUGUAGCAACCGUUAUACAUGAAGUGUUUAAUGAUGGAUUAAAUCUUGGAUAUAGAGCAAUGCAUCAACGUUUACGAAAGAAGUACAGACUUUUAGUGAAACAAUCAACAGUACUAGAGAUUUUGAGAUUAGUUGAUCCAGUAGGUGUUGAGAAUCGGUCUAGAUAUAGAUUGAAAAGACGGACGUAUAAAGUACCAGGCCCAAACUAUGCAUGGCACAUUGAUGGCCAUGAUAAAUUAAAGAGGUACGGUUUCGCAAUUCAUGGAUGCGUGGAUGGUUAUUCCAAAAAGGUUAUGUGGCUGCAUGUAUCUACCUCGAACAAUGACCCUACAAUUGUUGCCUAUUAUUAUCUCCAGUGCUUGAAAGAGUUUGAUGUUUUACCGACUCUGAUACGAGCACACACAGGAACUGAAAAUACAGUUGUAGAAUUACUUCAGAUGGCUUUACGUUUCCAUCAUACAAAUGAGAAAGCUGGAGAAAAAAGUUUCAUAAAGGGUAAGAGUACUUCUAACGAGAGAAUAGAGAAAUAUUGGAGGCAACUGCGGAACCAUUUUGCUGAGUAUUACAUGUCUAUAUUUAAAACUAUGGAAGAUAAUGGUGUACUAGAUAUUGACGAUAAAAUUCAGCAAAGUUUAGAGUAUGUAAAGAAGGAGUGGAACGAGCAUCGCAUUAGAAAGCAAAAUAACAUACCCUCUGGUAUUCCAAACGUGAUGUACUUUUGGCCACAGAAAUACGGAGAUCAAAAUUGUAGCCAAAAAGUCGAUCAACGAAAUGUUGAUAACUUAUUAAAUAAAUAUACGAAAACACCGAUCUUUUUCAAUAAACAUGUACAAAAUUUAAUCAAAAUGUUAGUUCCUAAGUAUGAAGUACCACGACAUGCCGAAGAAGCUUAUAAUUUAUUUGUACAAAUUCUUCGUUUAAUGAAUUCUUAAAAUUCAAAUAAUUAUCGUUUUGUUUAUGUUUAUAAAAUCAUAUUUAAGUGUACUUAUAAUAUGUUUGAGAAACAAACAUAUUCUUUUAACAACCUCGAAUCACAAAUAGUUUUAUUAAAACGUAGUAUACAUAAACUCUUUGUUAUUACAUUUGAUGUACAUUGUUUUUCUCAACACGUUAAAAAUUAUAUUCACGUCAAAUUAUACUUAUCGCAAGAUCAUGAUACAAAA